Amblyraja radiata (thorny skate) is the source of this 1751-nucleotide messenger RNA. RefSeq names its product replication factor C (activator 1) 3 (gene rfc3). Gene Ontology annotation, molecular function: DNA clamp loader activity; ATP hydrolysis activity; DNA binding. The record is from RefSeq and is a predicted model, not a curated record. Gene Ontology annotation, cellular component: nucleus; DNA replication factor C complex. NCBI's taxonomy places the organism in Eukaryota, Metazoa, Chordata, Chondrichthyes, Rajiformes, Rajidae. Bases 99 to 1169 code for a protein of 356 amino acids. Gene Ontology annotation, biological process: DNA-templated DNA replication; DNA repair. The transcript has 9 exons.
CCGGCCCCCGACCCGACGUGCACCGGUUUACGCAGGCUGCGUUUGGCGGGAUCGCGGCCGGGCCGGUCCUGUCGGAAUCGAGGGUUGGAAACGUCGACAUGAGCCUGUGGGUGGACAAGUACCGGCCGACGGCCCUCAGCAAGCUGGACUUCCACAGGGAGCAGGCCGGACAGCUCCGCAACCUGGUCCAACAUGGAGAUUUCCCUCAUAUGCUCGUUUAUGGGCCUUCGGGCUCAGGAAAGAAGACUAGGGUAAUGUGUUUACUUCGUGAGCUUUAUGGCGCAGGAAUAGAGAAGCUAAGGAUUGAACAUCAAACAAUUACGACACCAUCGAAAAAGAAACUGGAAAUAAGCACAAUAGCAAGCAAUUAUCACCUUGAAGUUAAUGCGAGUGAUGCUGGGAACAGUGACCGAGUGGUUAUUCAAGAAUUAAUUAAGACAGUGGCACAGUCUCAACAACUUGAGACUAGUACACAGAGAGACUUCAAAGUGGUAUUACUGACAGAAGUUGACAGACUAACAAAGGAUGCCCAGCAUGCACUGAGACGGACAAUGGAAAAGUAUAUGUCCACGUGCAGAUUAAUUCUUUGCUGUAACUCUACUUCAAAAGUCAUUUCUCCUAUUCGUAGCCGAUGUCUUGCAGUGCGUAUCCCUGCCCCCAGCAUCGAGGAAAUUUGUCAUGUGCUAAGUGGAGUCUGCAAGAAAGAAGGCCUCAUACUUCCUCAAGAGCUGGCUCGGAAUAUUGCUGAAAAAUCUGAUAGGAAUCUGAGGAAAGCACUGCUUAUGUGUGAAGCUUGCAGAGUUCAGCAAUAUCCAUUUUCAGCAGAUCAAGAUAUUCCUGAGACAGAUUGGGAAAUUUACCUCAGAGAAACCGCGAAUGCCAUUGUCAGCCAACAAACCCCACAAAGGCUGUUGGAAGUCCGUGGACGGUUAUAUGAGCUACUGACCCACUGCAUACCCCCGGAGAUAAUAAUGAAGGGUCUCUUGUUGGAGUUGUUAAACAACUGUGAUGGUUUACUAAAAGGGGAGGUUGCACAGAUGGCUGCCUAUUACGAACAUCGUCUGCAGCUUGGCAACAAGGCCAUCUAUCACCUGGAAGCUUUCGUAGCCAAAUUUAUGGCUAUUUAUAAACAAUUUAUGGAAGAUGGUUUGGAAGCUAUGAUGUUCUAAUAAACAUCUUGUUAUCGAAGAUGUUCUUUGACUUUGAAAGUGAAUAUAACAGGAUGGAUUUUGUAUGCUUUUAAAACCAAACCAAAACAUGUAGUAUACCUUAGAUUUACUCUGAAUUGCACAAAUGUUUUUGUCCCAAUAUACCCAUAUACAACCUGAUAAGGGUGGUGAAAAUAAUUACCUGAAUCCACAAUAAAUAGGAUUUUAAUGAAGAUUGAUUUUUUUUUUGUCGUGUUUGCAUUAAUCUCAAUAUUUUCAGUUCAAAAUAAUUGCUUUGCUUUUGGAAUUAGUUUUUUGGAUAAUGGAGGAAAAUGGAACAAGCACAUUGAAAGAAAAAUCCUGGAGUAUUAUGUUCUCUGCCCAAUUUGGAAAUGUUUAUAUUUCAAAAUUGUUUGUUUCAGUAACUCAGAUUUUUUUUACUGAUCAUUUAAUGUAAAUAUAAAUGCUAUAGACCAGUGGAGAAUUAGAUAUUCAUAGUCAAAUUAUUCCAACGUUAAGUGCUUAAAAAACAAUCUAAACAUAUGUUGUAUUAAGAGCAGGCAGAGACAUUUUGUACCCCAAAAUAAACAGUUCUGUAUUUGG